AUGAAAAAAAAAUUGAGUUUAUCUUCAAAGCCUCUAUCCUAUAUCCAAUUGGAUGACAAUGGAAGAACUUCUUAUUGUAAGACUCACUGUUUGAAAUACGAACUAUUUGAGUAUAGAAAUGGAAAGUGCUACAUUUGUUGUGAUCAAAAAGAAUGCAAUUAAAAUAAUGAUCCUUUAAAUAAUACUGAAAUUGUAAUGCUCUUAAAUUAAAUUUUGGUGCAAUCAAUUUCAUACGAAUUUAAGUAGGAAUAAAAGUAGAGGAUAACUACUCUAAAGGAACAUGCAAAUAAAGCAAUUCAGCUGUAUUGUGAUAGAGCCAUUCAAAUUAUUGAUAAAAAUUGUGAAAAGUAAGAUCUAUUAAAUGAAAAAAUUACCUAUAUUUUAGACAAUCUCUAAAAUGAAAAUAUCCUUUUAUAAGCAUAUGAGAUUUUGAAAUUCUAAGAAUUGGAUUGUGUUAAUGUUAAAAUAGGAGUCAUUGCUUCACUAACUCAAGAAUUUUAUAGAAUCCUAACCAAAUAUGAAAAUACAUUAAAUUGCAUUAAUUCCAUAAUUUAAGAUGAUUAUUUUGUUGGCAACAAUGAAUAUAAUGUUCUAAAAAACUAGAUUGAAGUCGGAAAAAUGAAAUGUAUGCAAUUCUAAAGACAACAUGAAAUUAGUAUCAAAUAUUCUAGGUAAAGUAGUAAGAGGAUCUAUUAAGACAUUAAGAAUCACUAAAUUAUUGUAGUGUCUACUGGACAGGAAUUUAAUAAUUAAAUUAGAAUAAUUAAGCCAACUUAAUAUAGUUUGUUUGGACAAUUUGAUUCAUUAAAAAAUACAAUAUCAGCAGAAGUAUUUUGUAUAAGUCCCAAUUGUCAAUUUUAUGCUUGGGGAAGUAAUACAAGGAUUUAAACAUAUUAAUUAUAAACUCAAACAUAGAUUCAAUAGCAUUCAAUAUUGUUAAUGAUUUUGCGAUUAGUACUUCAGAUUAGAAAAUCAAUUUUUGGGGGUUGAAUAAUAGAAAUUGGGAAUUAAAUAGUUCCUUCAAUAUAUUACCUGAAAGAGUGCACGAUCUCAUUUUUAUAGAGGAUGGAAAAAUACUCAUUUGCUAGUCAAAUUCAAAAUUAACAUUUUUGAUAAAGGAAAACAAUACUUGGAUAAUGUAUUAGUAAAUCCAUUAAAGUUUCAUUACUACAUUAUGGAGUAAAAUAAAUUAGAUGAUCAUAACUACAAAUUUGAAGAAACAGAUAUAAAUAUGGUAGAGAAAUAAGAAAGGAUUAUUUUAAUUGAUUUCAACUGAAUGGGAUCCAGAAUACAAUUCAAAUAAUUAUGAAGUUAACCCUUUAUAGAUAUAUGAUGAAGGGUCAUUGUUGGGUUAAUGUUAAAAUAAUAAAUUAAAAAUUUGGUCAAUUUUAGAAGGUGGAAGGAUGCAAGUAGUUUUUGAAUAAGAAAUUGAUGAAUAAAAUGUUAUUAUAACAAAUAAUUUUACCAAUUUAUUAGCCUAAAAUGAGAAAUCAUUGAUUUGGUAUUAAUUAAUAUAUCAUUAGCAUUGA
Paramecium octaurelia is the source of this 1529-nucleotide messenger RNA. Lineage: Eukaryota; Ciliophora; Oligohymenophorea; Peniculida; Parameciidae. The record is from the annotation of a GenBank genome assembly.